AUGGCAGCUGCGGGUGCUGGUUAUACUGAGCCUCACAAUGCAGACUGGUUAGCCACUGUUUCUCUUGGUAACCUUGCCAACAACAACAACCAUGAUCAAAACUCAGCUCUUCAAGCACUAUGGGCACCCUUUCUUCUCUUGCAUCUUGGAGGACCUGACACAAUUACUGCUUUCUCCUUGGAAGACAACAGCCUAUGGCUAAGGCACUUGCUGGGUCUCAUUGUUCAACCCCAAGAUCUGCAGCAUGUUCCUCAUGAUGAUGAAUUAGAAUUCAUCCACCGAGGUUACUCCUUGUUUAACAUUGUCAAGCGUCUCUAUGCCAAUCUAAGCCUGCGGUUCGCAGAAGGUCAAAGGAGCUACUCAAUCAUGGUAAUGAAGAACAAGAGAGUUAAUGAUGAACAACAGAGUAAUUAUGCCUUUAAAUUGGUUGAGGUCCAACUAGGCCUUCUCUAUGAUGUGUUAUACACCAAGGCACCUAUAAUUUAUUCUAUACCAGGCUGCAUUUUUCGGGUCAUCAGUUUCUCCUCUAUCUCAUCUGCUCUGAUAGGAUUUGUUAUGUUUGUUAACUCUGCAAACUAUUCAAGGGUUGACUAUUAUAUAACAAUUGUUUUAUUUGCUGGGGCUAUUUUGCUUGAAUUGUAUGCAUUUUUUUCUCUUAUUUGUUCUGAUUGGACUAUCCGUACCAAGAAUUGCAAAAGUUUCACAGAGUGGGCUCUGUCUCAUGGUAAAAAGAGGUGGUCAGGACACAUGGCUCAACACAACUUACUGAGUUUCUGCAUGAACAAGAGGGUACCAAUUUGGAUUGGAUAUGACUUUCUCUUCAGAACCUACUUUAAGCUAGAGUUGUUCUUCGAAAGGACUACGAAAGAAGUCGAUAAUGAUCUGAAAAUGUUGAUCUUUCAACACCUCCUGGAGAAACACACAGCAUACAAUGACAAAAGGUUUGAACAAAAGUUCCUCUUGGAAUUGCUUUCAUAUAGAGGAGGCUAUGCACUCAAAAAGAAAAGUAGCUGUUUUGAUGAGAUUGGUUGGAGUCUGGAGACUGAAUUUGAUCACAGCCUGCUUAUCUGGCAUGUGGCAACUGAUAUUUACUAUUAUUCCGAGCCGGCUCCGGAGGAGGAUGACAACAAAGAGCGGAAGGUAAGCAAGAUGUUGUCGGAUUACAUGCUGUACAUUCUACUUGUACAUCCAUUCUUGCUUCCGAAAUGUGUUGACAGGAUUAAAUAUGUUAGAGAUACAUUCAGGGAAGCCAUAAGAAUACUGCAUCGAAGACAAUUCCCGGUUGAAGAUGGUAAGGAUGCUUCUACAGCGUUGAUUCAUAUGUACUGGGAAAGUCUGCAGCCACUGGAAAAACAUGGAAAAGAAAGGAGCAGCAAGUCUUUGUUACUGAGUGGGUGCCAUCUUGCUUUACAGUUUAAAAAUGUUGGAUGUUCAUGGGAUACAAUUUGUCAGAUUGAUGGACAAAACCAAAAUGAUAAAGAUGAAGAUGGAGGAGAUGCAAUUAAGAUCGAAUAUGAAGAGAAGAAAGGAAAAUAA
Molecule: messenger RNA, 1536 nt
Organism: Arachis ipaensis
Lineage: Eukaryota; Viridiplantae; Streptophyta; Magnoliopsida; Fabales; Fabaceae
Source: RefSeq, a predicted model, not a curated record